Messenger RNA from Trichoderma virens Gv29-8, 1245 nucleotides. RefSeq lists its product as uncharacterized. The record is from RefSeq and is a predicted model, not a curated record. The transcript has 4 exons. Gene Ontology annotation, molecular function: protein binding. Bases 1 to 1245 code for a protein of 414 amino acids. Lineage: Eukaryota; Fungi; Ascomycota; Sordariomycetes; Hypocreales; Hypocreaceae.
AUGGCUGAAUCAACGCCGUCGCCAAAAGCGAUAUUACGAGGGCACAAGGCCCAGAUCCAUGCUGCCGCCUUCGUGAGACACAACGAGCGCCUUGCGACGGGCGAUGCGGAGGGCUGGGUUGUGCUAUGGGACCUCACCAUUAUGCGGCCAAGGGCCGUUUGGAGGGCUCAUGAGAAAGCAAUUCUCGGGAUAAAAGGGUGGGGUCGCGACAAGAUCAUCACCCAUGGCCGCGACCACAAGCUUAUUGUGUGGAAGAUUAGAGAGGAGGACGAGGGUCGGCUCAGCGUUUGUCUGCCCCUGGAGGACACCCCCACGCCACGCCCCCAGCCAUGGGUGCUUCAUCUAUUGGAGGUGAACACAAUGAACUUUUGCUCAUUUGCCGCCUGUCUCAGUGACGCUGCGCAGGGCUCUCUCGAAGAGGCCGCACCAACAGCAGAAGUCACCAUCGCCGUACCCAAUACGCUGGCGUCUGAAGCCAUUGACAUCUACACCCUCCCAAGCCAAGACAGGAUUCACACUAUCAAAUCGAGUCAAAAAAAUGGCAUGGCCAUGAGUCUGUCGCUUUUUCAUCACCAUGGGUGUCUGACACUAGCGGCGGCUUUUGAAAACGGGUUUGUUUCUGUACACCGUCUGGGCUCUGAUGGGUCUUGGACGAUGACCUAUCGAUCUCAGGCACAUACACAACCGAUUCUAUCUAUAGAUGUUCAUCCGAAUCGAGAAUACUUCUUCACAUCAGCAGCAGACGCACUGAUAGCGAAGCAUCCUAUCCCGAUCUCCCAGCAAGAGCUGAAAGAAUGGGAGCAUCCGCUCAAAGUGAUUAAUACAAAGCACUCUGGCCAACAAAACCUCAAAGUCAGAUCUGAUGGCAAGUUGUUUGCCACCGCUGGAUGGGAUUCCAAGAUACGUAUAUAUUCGGCCAAGACUCUCAAGGAGCUGGCCGUGCUAAGUUGGCAUAAAGUCGGGGCGUAUGCCGUCGCUUUUGCCACUGUUGAUGAUGCAAGUCCUUCAUCAAAUCCCCCCGAAAUCGCCAAGCCUACUCCGUCCGAGCAACCAACGGAGAGUAUUGUUAAAGAGGCCACUGGUGCGUCACCGCAAACAUCAUCCAAUAAUGCGCAAGAAGCAACGAGCCUGAUAAAGGGACCCGGAAUGAGCGUCAAAGACCGUAGACUCCAACUUGCAAAGACAGCACACUGGAUUGCAGCAGGUGCCAAGGAUGGGAAAGUGAGCUUAUGGGAUAUAUACUAA